This is a messenger RNA of Rodentolepis nana, 1302 nucleotides long. Lineage: Eukaryota; Metazoa; Platyhelminthes; Cestoda; Cyclophyllidea; Hymenolepididae. The record is from the annotation of a GenBank genome assembly.
AUGUCCAUCCUGAGAAUUCAUGCUCGUCAAAUCUUCGACAGCCGUGGCAACCCCACCGUUGAGGUCGAUCUUGUCACCGAUCGUGGAAUGUUCCGCGCUGCUGUCCCCUCUGGUGCCUCUACUGGUGUUCAUGAGGCCGUUGAGCUUCGUGACAAUGACAAGGCAAACUAUAUGGGCAAAGGUGUCACAAAAGCCGUCAAAAACGUUAACGACAUCAUUGCCCCUGAACUUAUUAAAAAGGGCCUCAAGGUCACUGAGCAGGAGGCUAUUGAUGAGUUUAUGAUCAAAUUGGAUGGAACAAAGAACAAGGGCAAAUUGGGAGCCAAUGCCAUCCUGGGUGUUUCUCUUGCUGUCUGUAAAGCUGGGGCUGCACAAAAGGGAGUUCCUCUCUAUCGUUACAUUGCUGAAUUGGCUGGGAACAAAGAUGUGUUCCUUCCUGUGCCUGCUUUCAACGUCUUGAACGGUGGUAGCCACGCUGGCAACAAGUUGGCCAUGCAGGAAUUCAUGAUCCUCCCAACUGGCGCGAAGAACUUCACAGAGGCCAUGAAGAUGGGCUCUGAAGUGUAUCAUCACUUGAAGAGCGUUAUCAAAGAAAAGUACGGUCUUGACGCUUGUAAUGUUGGUGACGAAGGUGGUUUUGCACCAAACAUCCAGGAUAACAUGGAGGGUCUCGAACUCUUGAACACUGCUAUCGCCAAGGCCGGUUACGCUGGUAAGGUGAAAAUUGGAAUGGACGUUGCGGCGUCUGAAUUUUACCAAAAAGGAAAGUACAAUCUGGAUUUCAAAAAUCCAAAAGCUGCUGCCUCUUCCAUCAUUUCUGGCACUGAUUUGGCUAAGAUUUACAAAGACAUGAUCCAAAAAUACCCUAUCGUCUCAAUUGAAGAUCCAUUCGACCAAGAUGACUGGGAUGCUUGGACUCAUUUCAAUGCUUCUGCUGGCAUCCAAAUUGUCGGUGAUGAUUUGACCGUGACAAACCCAGAGCGCGUCCAGACAGCCAUCAAUAAGAAAGCCUGCAAUUGUCUCCUUCUGAAGGUUAAUCAAAUCGGCUCGGUGAGUGAGUCAAUCAAGGCCUGCAAGAUGUCUCGUGCCGCUGGAUGGGGUGUUAUGGUAUCUCAUCGCUCUGGAGAGACCGAGGACUCAACCAUUGCCGAUAUUGUUGUGGGCCUUUGCACUGGCCAAAUCAAGACUGGUGCUCCUUGCCGAUCUGAGCGCUUAGCUAAGUAUAACCAACUAUUGCGCAUCGAAGAGGAGCUCGGCUCGCAUGCUCGCUACGCCGGCGAAAACUUCCGCAAUCCAAAGUAA